This is a messenger RNA of Synchiropus splendidus (mandarinfish), 2075 nucleotides long. RefSeq names its product myosin binding protein Hb (gene mybphb). The record is from RefSeq and is a predicted model, not a curated record. NCBI's taxonomy places the organism in Eukaryota, Metazoa, Chordata, Actinopteri, Syngnathiformes, Callionymidae. Gene Ontology annotation, molecular function: protein binding. The transcript is spliced from 11 exons. Bases 132 to 1802 code for a protein of 556 amino acids.
CGUCUUCUCAUCUCGGGGGAGGGUCCCGAACCGGCGGCUCCCCAUAUAAACCUGCCUCCCCCACUCAGCCGGUGGCAUUGGAUCCACUUUCACGGACUUAACUGACUUGGGAAGUAGCUGCAGCCGCCGACAUGCCGACCAAGCCUGCCCCAAUCAAGAAGGCGGCCAAGAAGGAACCAGCCAAGAAGGAGGAGAAAGCUCCAGAGCCGGCACCGGCACCCGAACCCGCCCCGGAACCCGCUCCCGCCGAGGCUGCUCCCGCAGCCGCGGAGGCAGAAGCAGCACCUGCCGAGGCCGCCCCCGCUGAGGCUGCUCCCGCCGAGGGAGACGCCGCCGCCCCGGCAGCUGAGGAGCCCAAAGCCCCGACACCUCCACCCGCUGAUGCUGAAGCUACUGAUGAUGCUGCCGCUGCUGCUGAGCCGGCCGAGCCAGAAGAGCCUAAAGCACCAACCCCUCCUCCGCCUCCUCCUAAAGAGCCAACCAGCGCUCCACUGGACCUGUUUGUUGAGGACAAGAAUGACACUUCAGUGACCAUCAUCUGGAGCCAGCCGGAGACCAUCGGAGUGACUGGUCUGGAUGGCUACACCAUUGAAGUCUGCAAGGAAGGAACCGAGGACUGGAAAGCAGUCAACGAGGACCUGCAGAAGUCCUGCCGUUACGUUAUCAAGAACCUGACCACCGGUGACCGCCUGAAGAUCCGCGUGGUGGCUGUCAACGCAGGUGGCCGCAGCCCCCCUGUAGCCCUCCCUGAGGCCGUCCUGGUGAAGGAAGUCGCAGACCGUCCUAAGGUCCGUCUGCCUCGCUUCCUCCGCCAGAGAUAUGUUGCCUACGUGGGAGACAAGAUCAACCUGACCAUCCCCUUCACCGGCAAACCGAAACCCGUCGUCAGCUGGACCAAGAACGGCACCCCUCUCGACACCAAGAGGGUGAACAUCCGCAGCACCGAUAGAGACAGCAUCCUGUUCAUCCGCGCGUCAGAGAGAGACGACUCUGGAGUGUAUGAGAUGUGUGUGAAGGUGGAGGACUUUGAAGACAAAGCCUCCCUCACCCUGCAAAUUGUUGAGCUGCCCGGUCCUCCCGCCAGCGUGAAGAUUGCAGACACCUGGGGAUUCAACGUUGCCCUGGAGUGGACCCCACCCUCUGACAACGGAAACACAGACAUCACCGGUUACACGAUCCAGAAGGCUGACAAAAAAACCGGAGACUGGUACACUGUGUUGGACCACUACCAUAGACUCAACGCCACCGUCUCUGACCUCAUCAUGGGCAACACCUACAAGUUCCGGGUCUUCUCCGAGAACAAGUGUGGAAUCAGCGAGGAGGCUGCCAUGACCAAGACGGAAGCUACGAUCCAGAAGACAGGUUCAGUUCUCUUCAGCCAUAAUCUGACCUUUUCCACUCUUUUGCUGUUGAAAUCAUUUGUUAUUUUGAACUUCUCUCACUCAGGAAUCGACUACAAGCCUCCCGACUACAAGGAGCACGACUUCAGCGAGGCGCCCAAGUUCACCACCUCCCUGAGCGACAGAUCCACCACCGUCGGCUACAGCACCAAGCUGCUCUGCUCCGUCAGGGGACACCCAAAGCCAAAGAUCGAAUGGAUGAAGAAUCAAAUGAUCAUCGGAGACGACCCCAAGUUCAGGCAGAUUACAGUCCAGGGCAUCUGCUCUCUGGAGAUCCGCAAGCCCGGCAACUUUGACGGCGGCGUGUACACCUGCAGAGCCAAGAACGACCACGGAGAGUCCACGGUCAGCUGCAAGCUGGAGGUCAAACAGCCGGUCAUUGCAGAUGCUGAGAAGAAAUAAGUGGUCAUUUGCACUCGCACAGGACUGUGCGUGGUUCCCGGGCUGAGCGUGUACAUACGGCUGGUGACCUCACUAGCGCAUAGUUGUUGCCUGUGACUUCUCGCUGAGCGUCGUCGUGAUGGACGCUUGAUGCCUUUUAAGUCCAAAUCCAUGUCCACCACCAGCUUUCCCCCCUCCCCCUCACUGACUAUCCAUGGUUCCAACAUGAUCAAACUCUGGAGGCACAUCAAGAAUUUUACAGCAUGACUUCACAUGUAACAUCUGUGUUUUUGU